Messenger RNA from Chenopodium quinoa (quinoa), 2738 nucleotides. Its product is annotated as xyloglucan galactosyltransferase XLT2-like. Gene Ontology annotation, molecular function: galactosyltransferase activity. Bases 499 to 1908 code for a protein of 469 amino acids. Gene Ontology annotation, biological process: xyloglucan biosynthetic process. Lineage: Eukaryota; Viridiplantae; Streptophyta; Magnoliopsida; Caryophyllales; Amaranthaceae. The record is from RefSeq and is a predicted model, not a curated record. The transcript has a single exon.
CAUGUACUCAUUACUUGGAAGUAAUUAGUUUUGAAUAUUAAAACGUUAAUUUUUUUUAUUUUUUUUAAUACAAAGAUCUAAAUUUACCGUGUGUGAUCAAUUUUUAAUAAUACGCAUUUUUUAAGUUGUUAUUUACUUGUACGAUACCGAUCGUUACAUAGUAAGAUUGAAUUAUUACCUUGACAAAAAUUAUAGAUUAAUUUAGACUAGUUGGUGGCAUAAUUGUUGAAUGAUUAAUAAAAUUAUCAAGUUGCAAUAAUGCAUAGACAUUAAUCAAUGUUUAUAUUCAUUUAGUUGAAUUUUAAUAAUGUACACUACAUUGCAUAUACAUACGAGUAUUUGACUCCCAUACGAAGAAAUACAACACACCUUUACAACUCCAACAACUUUUCCCGCAAUAUUUCUUCCGCCUCCACCACCAAAACAACAACCAAAACCACCACAAUUUCCGACGAGUUUCUCGGCCACCGGUGAAUCCUUGUCGGGAAAUAUUUUCUCAUGGUUUCUGCAUCGGAAAUAAUAUCGUCUUCUGCGAACCGCUUGCCGCCCAAACCACAACCACCACCAUCGUCGCCGACCGAUUUCUUCUUCUCUCUUUUCCACCACCACCCUCGCUUAUGUCUCCUCUCCCUUUUCCUCCUCCUUCAACUCCUCUUCCUCACCUCCUUCUCCGACCACCGCCCGCCGUUUCUCACCGCCGCCACUUCUGCCGCCGUCAGCUCCACCAUCCCACCACUUGAUCAGUGCGAAAACGGCAAAAUCUUCGUCUACGAUCUCCCAUCACAAUUCAACUCCGAUCUUUACAAAAAUUGCGACAAAUCAAGCGUUUGGGGUAACUGGUGUGGGGCCCUCUCGAACGACGGUUUUGGCCAUAAAGUGACGGAAAAUAAUCAUUUAAUGCCGGAAAAUCUCGCCGGCGCUUGGUACUCAACUGAUCAAUUUUCUUCCGAGGUUCUUUUUCAUAAUCGUUUACUUUUUCAUAAAUGUCGUACAUUAGAGCCGGAAUCUGCUACGGCGUACUACAUCCCGUUUUACGCUGGAAUUGCAGUGGGUAAAUAUAUGAUGGAUGAUUUUAGUCCAAAAGAUAGAGAUCAGCAUUGUGAAAUGAUGCUUGAGUGGGUCCAAGGAAAUUAUCCCUAUUUUAAUAGAUCCAAUGGCUGGGAUCAUUUUCUUGUUAUGGGGAGAAUUACGUGGGAUUUUCGAUGGUAUGGUGAUCAAGGGUGGGGGUCUAGGUGUAUCACCAUGCCGUCGAUGACAAAUGUCACGCGGUUGUUGAUCGAGAAAAACCCGUGGGAUUAUUUUGCUGAUCAACCCUCCGAUGUUGUUUUGUGGCAGGAGUUUGUCCGGUCACGUGAGCGGCGUUCUUUGUUUUGUUUCGCCGGUGGCACACGAGGUUGGGUUGAAAAUGAUUUCCGGGGGUUGUUGUUGAGUCAAUGUCAGGACUCGUUCGAGUCGUGUAGACUCGUGGACUGCAGCGGGGGUCAAGGGUGCGGGACGUCUGUAAUCCUUGAAUCAUUUCUUGACUCGGAGUUUUGUCUUCAGCCUAGGGGUGAUAGUUUUACUCGUCGAUCUAUAUUUGAUUGCAUGUUGGCCGGUUCGAUACCGGUUUUCUUUUGGAAACGAUCAGCUUAUCUUCAGUAUGAGUGGUUUUUGCCAGGAGAAUCAGAGAGUUACUCGGUUUUUAUUCACCGUGAUGAGGUGAGAAAUGGUACUUUGAUAAAAACCGUGUUGGAGAAGUAUGGUAAAGAGGAGAUAAAAAGGAUGAGGGAAAAGGUGGUGGAAACUAUUCCUAAAUUAAUAUACGCAAAACCUAAUGAAGGGUUAGGGAGUAUGAAAGAUGCCAUUGAUAUUGCUGUUGAUGGCGUUUUAAAGAGAAUCAAGGAGAAAAAAGUAUGGAAAUUAAUCUAGGAUGAGUAUAUUUUCAGUGUCAAUAAACCAUAUGUGUGCCAUUGUUGCACAUACAACCCUGUGGCACCAUCCAAUUGUUAAGGGUGACAAGGUUCACUCUUAUGAAUUGAACAAUUUCGAGUCGACUUGGCUAUCACAUGAUUAAUCACCGUGUGUCCGUGUUGCAAUAGUUACAUCAUAAGUUAUAAUUGUACGGUGAUCAACAAGGUAAAUUAUUUUUAUGCGCUAUGCAAAUUGUUAAGUGGUUUUGGAUAACAAAUUGUUGUCAAGGUCACACCAAGGAAAGAUCAGGUACCUUUCAAUGCAAAAGAUGGGAGAAAGUUUUGAACAUACACUAUGGAGUACUACUCUAUAAAUAAUUAUAUAUGGCAUGACCAUGCAUGUAAGGUAAUUUUUUUAGUUAUGUUGAAUUGAUGUAGUCAUGUAGAUUAAAUAUAGAAUUAUUGAUUUUAUUUAUUUUUAGAAUUAUUUGGACUACUCUGUAAUUUCUAAAUUUCUAAUAAUUGUGAGAUAACAAGUGUUUAUUGCAUUUUCACAAUGCAUUGCAUAUCAAUCUGUAAAGCAGUGAAUUGGGUCACUCGUCGCUAUCUACACAGUAGGCACUCACUUUCUAUAGAGCUGUAAUUAAUGGCAGCAUUGUAUGGGAAAGCUGUGAAUGAUAGUUCAGUUUGACAUUUUGACUUCUAAUUUUGAAGCUAGCAUGGUCAAUUAGUCAUGAAUAAUGGUCAAUGGAUAUGACCAUAAUAGCAAUACGGAUCAAUUGUUAGUUUGUUACGGAGUACCAUACAUGAAUAAUAGUGGUAAUAUGGUGGAUCCGUAUUUUAAGUCUU